Messenger RNA from Penicillium cosmopolitanum, 708 nucleotides. RefSeq lists its product as uncharacterized. The transcript has a single exon. The coding region runs from base 1 to 708 and encodes 235 amino acids. The record is from RefSeq and is a predicted model, not a curated record. NCBI's taxonomy places the organism in Eukaryota, Fungi, Ascomycota, Eurotiomycetes, Eurotiales, Aspergillaceae.
AUGGUUGAACCACGAUGUGAUGAGCUUUUCCGCGAAAUUGAAGCCAAAUUCAAAUCGUCCGAUAUCUCACCCGACAAAUGGUACCUAACAACCCUCAGUUCUAUCACCACAACCUCAGAGCCCCACAUGGCAGAACAGCUGUAUCUCUACCUGAUCAGCCAACCGACCUACUCGUCAGCCGAUGCCCAUAAAGCCCUGAUAAGAAGAAUACGAGAGGCUCUAUUCAAAGGCAUUGUAUUACUGGGACUCCCAAAGCCCACCGAAGCCCUGAUCGCUAUUAGUAGGGUGGAGGCUGAGGACGGCCUAGAUCAGACAUUCAGCCGCGAGGGUUGGAAGUGUGACGAAGAUAAUUACAACCAUGGAAUGGCAUGGCUCACGAGGCUUUAUGCACACAAUACCGAUGGUUUGUUGAGUAUUUUCAAAAGUCACCGCGAUUUUGGGUUCUGGGUUGCCAACAUCGCCUACGGUCUCCAUCUUGCAGACCGUCAAAAUUUGGAUGAUGUUGAUACCGAGCUGGUUGUACUACCCGCGGUUAUGGGCCAGAAUCUUCCACGAGAGACGUAUUGGCAUAUGAGAGGCAUCCGACGAUUAGAAGUCUCUAAGAAAGACGUGGAGAUGGUGUGUGAUUGUGUACAUCGGGUGACUCAAUUUUGUGGAACAAAGCUGGAUCGAGUCCCUGCCGCGCAGCCAGUGGAGGAAGAAUUAUAA